AGGACGGAAAUGAUGCGUCGCGCCGCGCAAGUGAUGUGCAGGGCCGCUAUGGCGCGCCCUGCCGCCGCGCCCAUGGACUCGAUGCACCGCACCGUCGCCGCCCCGAUCUACGCGGCGAGGCGCGCGAUGGGCGACAAAGCUCCGGUCUCCACCGACUGGGAGCACGCCACCGGUCUCGAGCUGAAGGAGCUCCAGGCUGCGGCUGAGGGGAAGGACUUCUUCGACCACUACGACUUCCUCAAGCAGCCCAACGGCACGAAGGAGUCGCCCGUGGUGGUGACGAGCUCGAUGCCCUACCGGGUGGUGGGUGCGACCGACCCGGACGACGAUACCAUCGUCCACUGGGGGCGCGUGGAGGCUGGCAAGCCCCCGGUGAAGAUCGGCAGCGAGUGGUUCGUGCACAAGGCUGAGGAGCCGCACUGAGGGCGAGUUACCAAACUACACAAACAUCACGGCGCCGGGAGUUGUAACUUGAUUUGUCGUCUUGGCGGGCCGAACGCCGGCGGGGUCGCCGCUCCUUAGAGGGGCGGUAUCGAUCGUGCGCGCGCGAGUUCGCGAGGAUGCCUGUAAUGCAAAAUUCAUCACCAUCCG
Micromonas commoda is the source of this 591-nucleotide messenger RNA. RefSeq lists its product with no specific name. The coding region runs from base 49 to 423 and encodes 124 amino acids. Gene Ontology annotation, biological process: mitochondrial electron transport, cytochrome c to oxygen. The record is from RefSeq and is a predicted model, not a curated record. The transcript has 2 exons. Gene Ontology annotation, cellular component: mitochondrial envelope. Lineage: Eukaryota; Viridiplantae; Chlorophyta; Mamiellophyceae; Mamiellales; Mamiellaceae.